GAGCUGUCCAGUUCAGCACCACGGCGACGCAGUAGGUGGGCGCUCCUGCUCCGAGAGCUGUCCAGUCCAGCACCGCGGCGAUGCUGUAGGUGAGAGCGCCCGGUCGUGGGGAGCUGUCCACUUCAGCACUACGGCGAUGCAGUAAGUGGAAGAGCCCGGCCGGGGUGAGCUGUCCGUUUCGGCACCACGGCGAUGCUGUAGCUGGGAGCGCCUGGCCGGGGGCUGCGCGGCCGUGAGCGGGGGAGGCGGGCGGGCCUGCCUGCUGCAAGACGCCGGCUAGCGCGCCCCAUCGCUCGCUCGCUCGCUGGCUUCCGAGGAGCUUUGCGGAUCGGGGGAGGGAACCCCGCCUCGAUUCUCCGGGAGAAACCCCCUCCCUCCCCCACUUCGCCGACACUACCCCCGCCGCCAACAACAAUAACCGCGGCUGCUCGUCCUGCCGCCACCGCGCCCGCCAACCCUGCUGCCGCCGCCGCCGCCGCCGCCGCCGUUGCCGCCGCCGGGGCACAACCAUGGGAGGCGAGACCCCCUCACCGGUGCAGCUGAGCUCGAGGGCUUGCAGAAGACUGGGCAGUCUCCUCUGAAACGGAGGCGCCUCGAGGACCCCCCUCCCUCCCCAAGGAAGAGAACUGGCGAAGCCACGGAUUUUCAUGGCGCAGGCCGCAGAGCAGCGAACGAAGACCGAAGGUUGCUUCCCAGCUCUUCCAGUCUCUAACUGUCUAGGUCCGGACCAUGAGAGAUGGUGUUGAGAAUUCGGCUGUACCCUGGCGCGCUGUGGAAGCCAUCUCCAAAUUAGCGAUCACAUAUGGAAACUGGAGACCAGAAUUUUAGGAAAAGAGAUUAAGGCAUCUCACUUGGGGGGGUGGGGGGUGUCUUUUUAUUUAUUUUCCCUUUUUUUAAAAAAAAUCGCUGCAACUGGAACAGUUUUUUGAUCUCAAAAGGCAAGCCUCUCUUCCCGUGUGAUCUUUAUAAUUUACACACUUUUCCGUGAGCUUUCUUAUCUCCCUUUUUUUAUAUCUCUCCAUAUUCUCUAUUCACACAUAUAUCCAUUAUAUUAGUAGUGGAAUUACCAAUCGCACCCUCACACACACGCUCCUGAGAACCAGAAGUCGGUUGGGUGUUUAUAUAAUGAAGAAUUAUGGGGCUGUUUGAUCGAGGUGUUCAAAUGCUUUUAACCACCGUUGGUGCUUUCGCUGCCUUCAGCUUGAUGACCAUCGCUGUGGGAACCGACUAUUGGCUGUACUCCAGAGGGGUUUGCAAGACCAAAAGUGUCAGUGAGAAUGAAACCAGCAAGAAGAAUGAGGAAGUUAUGACCCAUUCCGGAUUAUGGAGAACCUGCUGCCUCGAAGGGAACUUCAAAGGUCUGUGCAAGCAAAUCGACCACUUUCCGGAAGACGCGGACUACGAAGCUGACACCGCAGAGUAUUUCCUCCGGGCCGUGAGGGCCUCGAGUAUCUUCCCGAUCCUCAGCGUGAUCCUGCUCUUCAUGGGUGGCCUCUGCAUCGCAGCGAGCGAGUUCUACAAGACACGCCACAACAUCAUCCUGAGUGCUGGCAUCUUCUUCGUGUCUGCAGGUCUAAGUAAUAUCAUCGGGAUCAUCGUGUAUAUAUCAGCCAAUGCCGGAGACCCCUCCAAGAGUGACUCCAAAAAGAACAGCUACUCCUACGGCUGGUCCUUCUACUUCGGGGCCCUGUCCUUCAUCAUCGCCGAGAUGGUCGGGGUGCUGGCCGUGCACAUGUUUAUCGACCGCCACAAACAGCUGCGGGCCACGGCCCGCGCCACCGACUACCUCCAGGCCUCCGCCAUCACCCGCAUCCCCAGCUACCGCUACCGCUACCAGCGCCGCAGCCGCUCCAGCUCGCGCUCCACCGAGCCCUCUCACUCCAGGGACGCCUCGCCCGUGGGCGUGAAGGGCUUCAACACCCUGCCGUCCACGGAGAUCUCCAUGUACACCCUCAGUAGGGACCCCCUGAAGGCUGCCACCACGCCCACCGCCACCUACAACUCGGACAGAGAUAACAGCUUUCUCCAGGUCCACAACUGUAUCCAGAAGGACAGCAAGGACUCUCUCCACGCCAACACAGCCAACCGCCGGACCACGCCCGUAUGAAGACCGUGGGACGGGGGACCCCGGGGAGGCUUGGCCCGCGGGCGGGGGAGGGACCACAGCAGCCACGGGGAGACCUUCCAUACGCAAAAAACAACAACAAACAAACAAACAAGCAAAUGAACAAACAACAAACAAAACAAAAAAAAACAAAAAAAGAGAAAAACAUAGCAAGUAAAUUUAAAAAAAAAAAACUACAAGAAGAACAAAAUCAAAACCACAGGCUAUGCGGGGGAAAAUAUAACCGAGGGAAGACAAACUUUAAACAAAGCAAGAGGGAAAAAUUAAAAUAGAAAAUAAAUCUAAAAGAAAAUGCAUGAUUUCCCAUGUACCAUUAUUUUAACAUUUAAUAAAAACCAAUUUAAAUGAAAAAAUAAAAGGGAACCAAGAUAAUGUAAAGCAAAAAAACAAAAAACAAAAAAAAAAUAACAAAAAAUAACAAAAAAAUGAGGAAAGCAAGAGAGUAUUUAUUAGGGUUUUAUGUUGCCUUUGUUUUUGUUUUCAUUUUUUGUUUGUUUGUUUUAACUGCAGGGAGAGUUUAAAAAUAAAAAUAAAUAAAAAUAAAUAAAUAAAACCGCAUUCUUUUCCCUUUAACCCCAGCAGGCCCUGCCUCCCGGGGAGAGAAAGGGGCAGAGACUCAGGGCCCUUAGGGCCAGGGGAGCAAUGGUCACUGCCAAGCCCCUGGAUCCCUGGCUGGGCCCUGGGAUGCUGGAGAAGUUCAGUGGCUCUGCGGCCAACUCUACCCAGCACCAAUGAGGCAGUUGCAGGCCUCCAGGUGACCCAAGCCCUUGGUCCGCCCCUGUCCGUUAGGUGCCUGGAGGUGCCGCACUUGGGGCUAGCCCACCCCAGGUUCCCGGUCCUUAAUGGUCCUUAACCCACUGUGAUGACUUCCUAGGCCUUGAGGAAAGGGAAAGAGAAGGAAUGGCUGCUGGUGGCUCACAGAGAAGCCAGACCCCUGGAAUCCUCAGGGGGAGCCUUGGGGGCUGGGGGGGGGAGGCAGUAAUCCAAGCUUCUGUCCUUGGAGGCAGGAGACACCCACCCCCAGGGGAUAUAGAGCAGCCGUCCCUCCUCACCCCUCAUCUCAGGGCCACUAGAUGACCCUGGGGCGAUGGUGGACCCCCACACUCACAGGCCCCCAGCCCCCUGGGAAGGGGGCUCUAUGACCCUUUGGGGGUCCAUGGACUCACUGAUGCCCCUCUGGGGGGCCCAGAGAGCCCAACAAUGACAUUGCAAAAAGGUUUCUUUUUACAAAAGAAAAAGGAAAAACAAGUGGUGAUUUUUUUUAAAAAAAUAAAAUAAAAAAAACCACAGACUAUAAAUAAAUGUAAAUAUAUAAUAAGUGAAUUUACUUGCAAGAAAAUCAAGUAGUAUUUUUUCUUUUAAUUCUUUUCCAGCUUUAAACUGUGAAAAAAAGAAGUUGGGGUGGGGUGGGGGACUUAAAAUUUAGCAGGGAACUUGUAAAGACAAAACAAACAAACAAACAAAAAACAAAUAUAUCCAUUAAAACAAACAAAAUCCAUUGGGAGAGACGUGAGCUGGGCACAGAGCCAGAGAGAAAAGGAGAACGGCCCCACCAUCUUCCUGGGGACUAGAGAAAGAGGCUCUUCCUGCCUGCAGGGAGGUAUUGCUGAUGGAGAGAGGAGACACACACACACACUUCUACCCACCGUCAUGCCCACCGCCAAUGUCCCCCUAGGCUCAGUGCUGCAGCAGCCACCCAGUCAGGAGCAUGGCUCAGAGGCAGCUGACCUGUGCCCUCCAAAGCCAUGGAAAUCAGCCCGGCGCUAUCGAUGGCCCUUGUGCUCCGUGUGCCCCCCACUGUACCUUACCUAUGUGUGGAUGCACCGUGUUCUUGUACGGGGAAGGGCUCCUAUCUAUAUUCUAGACGUCAUGGCUGUGUGGCCUCUCUGGGCCUCAGCUUCCUACUGUGUCAGCUUGGGGACAGAUUGACUUGAGCUCCGAAGGCUCAUUCUUACUUUCUGUGUCUGUGACUUUUAAGAUCUGCUACCAGCCCAGCUCAGUGGAAAAUGGCCAGGAGCAAUCAACGCAGUCCUGAUGACAUUAAGAACAUUCCUAAAUCUCUCUCUCUCUCUCUCUCUCUCUCUCUCUCUCUCUCUCUCUCUCUCUCUCUCUCACACACACACACACAC
Mus pahari (shrew mouse) is the source of this 4254-nucleotide messenger RNA. It is a transcript of the gene Cacng2, whose product is annotated as calcium voltage-gated channel auxiliary subunit gamma 2. Lineage: Eukaryota; Metazoa; Chordata; Mammalia; Rodentia; Muridae. Gene Ontology annotation, biological process: calcium ion transmembrane transport; positive regulation of synaptic transmission, glutamatergic; regulation of AMPA receptor activity. The record is from RefSeq and is a predicted model, not a curated record. Bases 1136 to 2107 code for a protein of 323 amino acids. Gene Ontology annotation, molecular function: voltage-gated calcium channel activity; channel regulator activity. The transcript has 4 exons. Gene Ontology annotation, cellular component: voltage-gated calcium channel complex; postsynaptic density membrane; AMPA glutamate receptor complex.